Molecule: messenger RNA, 975 nt
Organism: Gossypium arboreum
Lineage: Eukaryota; Viridiplantae; Streptophyta; Magnoliopsida; Malvales; Malvaceae
Product: ubiquitin-conjugating enzyme E2 28
Exons: 5
Coding region: 231-677 (148 amino acids)
Biological process (GO): protein polyubiquitination
Cellular component (GO): nucleus
Molecular function (GO): ubiquitin conjugating enzyme activity
Source: RefSeq, a predicted model, not a curated record
AAUUGUCCUAAUUAUUGAGUUUUGAGUGGGGACAUGACCGUGUCAGACUCUGACAUGUGUGCAAGAAUAAUAAGAUCCGGAACCCUAAUUCACAAUUCCUCUUUCUCUGUCUCUGAGUUUUGAAUCUAGGGAUUUGCGGGUGGAGAAGACUAGAGCUCAUCUCUCUGCUUCAAAGCUCCUGUCCGGGUAGAAUUCUCUUCUUCCUUUGUGUUCUUUGUUGUUCAAUCGCCAUGGCUUCAAAGCGGAUUUUGAAGGAACUCAAGGAUUUGCAGAAAGAUCCACCCACUUCUUGUAGUGCUGGUCCAGUAGCUGAAGACAUGUUUCAUUGGCAAGCAACAAUCAUGGGACCCUCAGAUAGCCCUUAUGCUGGAGGUGUGUUUUUAGUUACUAUCCAUUUCCCUCCAGACUAUCCUUUCAAGCCUCCUAAGGUUGCGUUUAGGACCAAGGUCUUCCAUCCCAACAUCAACAGCAAUGGAAGCAUUUGUCUUGAUAUCCUCAAAGAACAAUGGAGCCCUGCACUAACCAUUUCCAAGGUUCUGCUCUCAAUCUGCUCGUUGCUGACCGAUCCAAACCCUGAUGACCCUCUUGUUCCGGAGAUUGCUCACAUGUAUAAGACCGAUCGGGCCAAGUAUGAAGCCACUGCUCGUAGCUGGACCCAGAAGUAUGCCAUGGGAUGACAGUGGUUGGUGUGUAAUACCUAUCAGCUUUCUUAUGUGUUUUGGGGAAGGAAGGGGGUGUUUUUUCUUAAAGUAACUUGCCAUUGUGCUUUGGAUAAGGGAAAGAUAUGGAACAUUCUUUUUAUUUAUUUCGCGCUUUAUAACUUGUGUGAAACCCUUGUUUCGUUCAAUGUCAAAGUCGCUGUGAAACCCUUUGUUUCGUUCAAUGUAACAAAAAAGCCUUUAGUUCUACACUGCAUAACUUAAUGCUUGGUAUUGACCUUUGUGGAAGGUAAGUUGGGGUUCUUUUUAUAAGAAA